Mixia osmundae IAM 14324 is the source of this 2769-nucleotide messenger RNA. RefSeq lists its product as uncharacterized. Gene Ontology annotation, molecular function: ATP binding; protein serine/threonine kinase activity. The transcript has 3 exons. NCBI's taxonomy places the organism in Eukaryota, Fungi, Basidiomycota, Mixiomycetes, Mixiales, Mixiaceae. The record is from RefSeq and is a predicted model, not a curated record. Gene Ontology annotation, biological process: intracellular signal transduction; peptidyl-serine phosphorylation. The coding region runs from base 234 to 2636 and encodes 800 amino acids.
CGCACAAGCCAAACCAGAACACGGCGCGCGCACGAGAGGCUUAGCCGAUCUGGACAGACUAUCGCGAGAAGACCAGUCUAGCGCAGCUUCUACAAGCAUGCGGAACCUCUCCGUCUGACCGAUCAAGCCCUACCAGCCGGCAGAAAGCCUGUCACUUGACCCCAGGAUUUGGCGGACGUCGACGAACGAAUGUAGGUCAUCUGCUGCUGAACAGACAGCACACGUCGCCCGACAUGGCGAGCCUGCAGGGACCGCUGAGCUUAUCCGACGACGCACUGCACCAUCGUCAAGCACUCGCAGAACUCAAAACGCGACAGCCAGGCUCGAACGCACUCGGCGGAUCAAUCGCAGCGCAUCAUGACCUCUUAGACCGAGCACUCGCACCAUCGCCCGCAGACGAGCAAAUAGAUCAGCAAGCACUAGACGAAGCUACCCUGCGACAGAGACCAAAGAUCACAGCCCGGCCACUGUCGGAUAUGCUCGCGACGACGAAUACGUCGCCCGUGGAUGCACUUCCGCCGCCGCUGCACAAUGCAGACAGGCCGACACCGCCUGCUGAGCCGGAAGGACUGCAUCAUCAUCUGACUCAAGCUCUAGCAGCAGAUGCCGCUCCGGGCUCUGUGAUCUCGCCUGGCGAAGAGACGAUUGGGUCAGGUGCCAGUUCGCUCAGUCGGAUGUCCUCUGUCACGAGUACCGAUUCGGUCCAAGCUGUCCCGAUAAGGACGCCUGCAUCACGCUUGAUGAGCCGGCAAUCGUCUGCCCAGGCAGCGGGCUCGGCUGGAGGCUAUUUUUCCUCUCGUUUUGGCGGCCAGAACGCCAAUCUGCCCGUCCUCACGCCUGGCGCACUACCGUCUGGUCGUCCAGUCGUAUCUGGUGGAGGAUGGACUCCGGGUCAAUCUGCUACAACGAGCCGGCGCAAUUCCCACGUCGAUAUGCUAACGGGCGCCGAACUCACUGCGGAUCAGAUGCCCGUUCUGCCAGGCCCGCCGCUGACACCACAGACUUCCAACUUUCCAGGUCAACUGCAGCUCACACCCGGGCUCCUACGAACACCGAGGCAAGGCAUGGUCGAAUCAAGGCGAGCCUCCCAGACGAGCAUCAACGGCAUGGCUGUGCCUCGCAAAUCGGCGGCUGAUUUUGAGUUUGGCGACAUCUUAGGCGAAGGCAGCUAUUCGACCGUCUUCGCUGCGACCGACAAGCUCCCGCCGCAUCGACAAUAUGCACUCAAGAUCCUGGACAAAAGGCACAUCGUCAAAGAGAAGAAGAUCAAGUAUGUCAACAUCGAAAAGGAUACCCUCAAUCGUCUCGAACGUCAUCCUGGCAUUGUCCGCCUCUUCUGGACUUUCCACGACGAGUCAAGUCUAUACUUUGUUCUCGAGCUGGCCGAGAAUGGAGAGAUCCUCAAAUAUAUCAAGCAGAAUGGCUCAUUCGAUGUGAUCAGCGCGAGGUACUACUCCGCGCAGAUCCUUAGCGCUCUUGAACAUAUCCAUUCUCGGGGCGUGCUACAUCGCGACCUCAAGCCGGAGAACAUCUUGCUCGAUGCCCAUAUGCGCAUCAAGAUCACUGACUUUGGUACGGCCAAGCUGCUCGACCCGACUUCCUCAGAAGCAGGCGGCAAUGACGCCACCAUGGAACGUGCCAAUUCCUUCGUUGGCACCGCAGAGUAUGUCAGUCCAGAGCUUCUGACAGAAAAGACGGCAUUCAAAUCAUCAGACUAUUGGGCUUUUGGCUGCAUUGUUUAUCAAAUGCUUGCCGGACGACCGCCUUUCAAGGCGGCGAACGAGUAUCUGACCUUUCAGAAGAUCGUCAAGCGAGAUUAUACAUUUCCCGAAGAUUUUCCUGCCGAUGCAAAGGAUCUCGUCGAGAGACUGCUAGUCCUAGAUCCCAUGCUACGACUCGGAGCAUCUCCUCCAUCUGGCAUACAAGCCAUCAAGCAGCAUUCUUUCUUUGACAGCAUAGACUAUGAGACGAUCUGGACGAUCUUACCGCCUAGUAUACAGACAGGCAUUACGCCGCCCCUGCCAUCGCCACAGUUGAAAUUGUUCGAAGACUUUGGCGCACUGCCAAUCGACGAUUCUGACGAGGAGAGCGAGCCUGCCGAUUCGCCACGCAACAGUAGACGGCCUUCCCAAGUACAGGUCGCCCGGGAAGACAAUCAUGCGAGCAGUCAGCCAAAAGCCUCUGCGGUCAUCGCAGAAGUCGAAUCCAACGGAUCCAAAUGGUCGAACGUUCUCAAGCCUCGCGAAUUACUUGUCUAUAGCUCCGAGAUACUCGACCGCUCUGCACUCUUUCGCAAGAGGCGUUCCCUCAUCCUGACCAGCUUCCCACGAUUGCUCUGCGUCAAAGAAAAUCGUACGACGGUCAAGGUCAAGUGCGAGAUCACCUUUCCAGAGCAAGGACUUGCGCAGGUCCAACAGACCCGGUCUAGAGGGCAUCAGACCAAAACGGCAAACGAGGCGACAUUGUCAUCUAAUUGCCUCAUCGACAUUUUCGAGGAGUCGUCAAAGGUCUUCUCCGUCCGCACGCUCGCGAAGCUGUACCGCUUCGAAGACCCGAGUGGUCAAUCGCAGCGCUGGGCAGCGGAGCUGCGAGAAGUCGCGACGGGAGGUGGCAAGGGGCUCAGCCCACCUGCGUGAUCGUCUGGCACCAUGCCCACUGCAGUGCAGCCGUGUAUCAUGUCUGGUUGUUGUAGGACUAACGAGCGUUUCACGAAAGCAGCAUAGCUGACAAUGUCUGCAAGACUGGUACAAUCGUCGUGUAUAACUAAAG